This is a messenger RNA of Anopheles merus, 5619 nucleotides long. RefSeq lists its product as uncharacterized. The record is from RefSeq and is a predicted model, not a curated record. Gene Ontology annotation, molecular function: monocarboxylic acid transmembrane transporter activity. NCBI's taxonomy places the organism in Eukaryota, Metazoa, Arthropoda, Insecta, Diptera, Culicidae. Bases 1737 to 5171 code for a protein of 1144 amino acids. The transcript has 7 exons. Gene Ontology annotation, biological process: transmembrane transport; monocarboxylic acid transport.
AGUUCAGCUUCCGGCUUCGAAGCUUCCACAAGCCACAGAGCUUAAGCGCGCGCAUCCGGCGCAGCACCCGAAAAGUCCACAAACCAAACAAACCUUUGUGCGAUCGGGGCCGGCUCUCUGAAAACAAUGAAACGCGAGAAACUAGUGCGCGCGCGAACUGCAAGCUGACCGCAUGUGAAAACCCUUCCUCUUUGGUCUCGACGGCUGAAGAUUUAUCUGUUGUCCGGUGGUGCGCUUUGUUGCCGAUCGACCGUCGUUUUGCUCUUCUUCCGCGCCAGUGUGUGUGUGUGUGUAGUUGGCAGUUCCGCGCCAAAUCGUGGUGGUGUGCAAACACGGCGGUGCAGGUGGGCCAGCAGCCCGAGUGAAUAACAUUUCGGAACGGCGUGGUUUGUUGUUGUUUAUAAUUACCCAAUCGAAGGGCGCGCGAGCGUUCCGAAGGGUGCUGCAGUCGGUCAUCAGCUGUGGCAGAAGCAGGGGCUCGCGUUCACACGGUGACACCCCAACCAGCAGCGUUUAUUUGGGGGAAGGUGUUUGGCCUUUGAGACGCUGGUGCUGGUGUGUGGUCGUUUUGUUGCGUUUUGUUUUUUUUUUUCGCUUUGUUCUAUUUGUGGCCGUGUGUGCGAAAAAAAAGGGGUGCGAUAUUUUUAAAACAACCAAAACAAACCACCUUUCACAGCACGCACGCGCGUCCUCACAUGCAGUGUCGCUGAACGGUCGUCGUCACUGUUCGUGACCUUUGCAGAAGAAGACGCUGCUGCUCUUCGCUAAUGGUUGCAAAUUUUUGGCUGUUGUGAUCCCGACUGACCGCUCUACUACCCGCUCCCAGUUCGUCGUACGAUCGGAACAGUUCACAUCCCCCUGAGUGCAUAUCGGGGGAUAGUGGGGUGUUUUCGCUAGGUGCAUCUGCACCUGCCAGGCGCGUGGAAUAGUUCGUUCGCGGUCGUUGGAGACGCUGUUGCGCUUUGCCCAUCUAACUUUCACCGUCCAGGCGCGUCCAAGAUAACGAUAGUUGAUAACGCCUCAACCCAGAGGUGCCGACGCGCGCUUAACAAGAAGCGAAAACGUCAGCUAGUGUGUGCCCACAGGCUUGAAGAUAGUGUGUUUGUGUGUGUGUGUGUGCGGUACGUAACGCGGGACGGCGUAAUCGGAGAGGUUAACUGUCAUCUCCCGAGUCAAACGUCAUUCAAAAGCCGGCUUCUGGAAGUGUCCGUCGAAGGCAGCGCUAUCAGUGUAGCCUGAUCUAAUAAGUAUGGGCCGCUAACCAAUCGUCCGUCGUCCGGUACUGGUCCGUGCUGUGUGCUGCGAUCGCGCGGUGUGUAUAGUGUGGUUUUGAAAAUCUGCAUUCUCCUUCCGCGUGGUUUCGGUGUGGUCUGGCGUGUCUUUUCGCCUGCCUACCCUAGUGUCUAGUGUCGAUGAUUCGAAGCUGCCGUGGUAACUGGCUUCUGGUAACAUUCUGUGCCUGUGUGACUGUGUGAUCCUUUAAGGUGGCAGCAAUGGUGCAGCUAAUCAUGAAUCAUCACAUCGCACCGUACAGUAUACGGAUAAAACCGCAUGGACGCCUUUUCAACGAAACGUAGGCAACGUUACGCAACUGGCGGUGACUUUCACUCACCCACCCCAUAUUCUAAACAAGCGCAGCGAAGGAGAAAUAUUUUUUCCGAACAAGAGGUGUUCCGCAUGCUCGCCCCCCAACUGGAUCCAUUAGCGAGGCGCCACGAUCGCCAUAAUCGGGAAGAAUGGAUAUUAUCAGAGCGCCUGGAAAUAUUAAUAUUAAUGGUAGCGACGGCGGCAUCGGCAGCAGCAGUCUGGAGCCGCUGUUACGCAGCCCCCACGGGGCCAAAUCGAAGGACAAUAAUGGUGGGGCCGGUCUGCGGCAGCACAACUUCCCCGACGAGCAGCAGCAGCAGCAUCGGCAACCGGCCGGUGCCCGCAAUGGCCUAAAGGGGACGCCCGGUGGCCCGGUGGCCUCGGUUGGGACAGCGGUCCAGCAACAGCGCGCCACUCCAGCCCCGCCUCCCCAGUGCCCGUCGACCGAUUCGGGCAACAGUUCGUGUGUAAGCAGCGGCAGCAGCACCGGUGCCGGCGGCAGCAGUGUUAGUGGUGGUGGUGGUGGUAGUUGCAGCAGUGCUAGUGGUGCUUCCGGUGGUAGUGUAGUGGACGAACCAGAAACUAAAAAACCGCACCGAUCGUCACGUUCGCCGUCCGCGUCAUCGCUCAAGAAUUGCAACGUUUACGUAAACAGAACGUACGAUGACGAGGGUGCCGGUGCAGUGCGACGUGCUGCGGCCGGUUCGGCCGUUUCGAUUUCGAUCGACGAAGGAAUUGACGCAAGCGGGCCGGCCGGUGAGGCACCGCUUGCCAGUGAGGGGCUGGGCGGGGGGGAGCAGGAAGAGGAAGAGAUCAAACCACUGCUGGAGGUGGCGCACGAGCGCCGCAAGACGAAGAGCAUCGUGAAGAGCCCCUCGGAGCAUCAGAGCAUUGCUGGGGAGCGGCCGGUGCGUCAGCUGAGCCUGCAGUUCUCCCAGCCGGAGUCCGUCAUUGUGGCCGACCGUCCGGUGCAUCAUGUGCAGUUCCGGGGCGGCAGCAAGUACGCGAGUGUGGCUGCUACCGGCGGUGGUGGUGCAGCGGGUAAUGGGGCGGCGCCCGGGCUCGGUGCGGGAGGAGUCGAGCCGCACUGUUCCAGCCCGGUGGGCAGCAUCCUGUCGCACGGUUCGGCCACGUCGUCCUCCUCGUCCGGUUCGUCGUCGUCGUCGUCGUCCAACGAGAACAGCUCGCUGGGAGCGUACGCGGAAGCCCGCCCCCCGGACGGUGGCUGGGGCUGGGUGGUGUGCUUUGCCGCGUUCAUGGUGAACCUGAUCGCGGACGGUGUGACGUUCAGCUUCGGCGUGAUGUACAUCGAGCUGCUGGCGUACUUCGGCGAGGGCAAGGGCAAGACGGCCUGGGUUGGUUCGCUGUUUAUGGCGAUGCCGCUGCUGUGCGGGCCGGUCGCAUCGUUCCUGACCGAUCGGUACGGCUGCCGGAAGGUGACGAUCAUCGGUUCGAUCCUCGCCUCGAUCGGCUUCGCGCUGUCCGCGUACGCAACGUCGAUCGAGAUGCUGUACCUGACGUUCGGCAUACUGUCCGGCUUCGGGCUGAGCCUGUGCUACGUGGCCGCGGUAGUGAUCGUUGCGUACUACUUCGACAAAAAGCGUUCCUUCGCGACGGGACUGUCGGUGUGCGGUAGUGGCAUCGGCACGUUUGUGUUCGCGUCGCUCACGCAGAUCCUGCUGGACGAGUACGGGUGGCGCGGUACGACCCUCAUCCUUGCUGGCGUCUUCCUGAACAUGUGCCUGUGCGGACUGCUGAUGCGUGAUCUCGAAUGGACGACGCACAAGUCGAAGCAGAAGCGGCGCAAGCAACAGCAGCAGCAGCAGCAAGCUGAUUCGGUGAGCAACAGUACGAACACGGCCGGUGGUAACACGAGCGUGCUGAUGGGUAACGGUGGCAUCAUCGAUGGCGUGCCGGCGGCAGGGUUGGACGAUGCAGCGAACGAUCAUCUGUACGAUUUGGACGAUCCGCGGCUGUUCAGCUCGCUGAUCACGCUUCCGACGUACCUGCAGAACGGUAGCGGCCAGGACAAGCUCACGCUGGAGGUGCUGGCGAUGCUGAGCAAGCAGCACAACAUGCACGACCAUCACGUGCUGCAGAACCUGCCGGUGGCGCGCAUGGCCAGCUCGCACAGCUUCAGCCAGCCGCUUCAGUCGCCCCAGAGCGGCGAAAACUUGGCGGACGCGAAGGAGCAGGAUGGAGUCGCCCCGGCCGUGGUGGCAAACUAUGCCAAUGGCGAGCAGUCGCUGGAAGCGAAAGAUAACGGCAAGCAGCAGCAGCAGCAGCAGCAAGGACUAGAGAGCGAUGGCACCGUGGGGAUGGUGCAACCGUCGCGUCACCGAGCAGCCGGCGGGCAGCGGUCCGGUGCAAGGGGACGGCACGGGGAGGUGGCCGGCGGCGGCACCAGCUCGUACGAGCCGAGUACCGCUCUGCCGCCGCCCGUGUUUCUGCGGCGGGUGCACAGCCACAGCACGCGCGGUACGGCCGCCGCCCCGCACACGGCGGGGCCGUCACCGGCCGCCACCGCAUCCUACCUGAAGGAUCUGCGGAUGCACCGCCACUCGCUGACCUACCGUGGUGCUAUGCUGAACAUUCAGCGCUACCGGCUGCGGGCCUCCUCCUGCCCGGACAUCUACCGCAACUCGAUGACGACGAUCGCGAAGGAGAAGUCGGCCUGGUACGCGGGCGUGGAGGAGUUCCGAACACUGCUGGUCAGUAUUCUGGACUUCUCCUACUUCUCCGACGUGCACUACCUGCUGUUUGCCGUCUCGAACUUCCUGCUCUACACGUUCUACGACGUGCCGUACGUGUACCUCGGCGACAACGCGACGCAGAUGGGCUUUUCCCACACGCAGUCCUCGAUGCUGAUCGCCAUCAUCGGCAUACUGAACAUGGUGGGCGAGGUGGUGCUCGGAUGGAUGGGUGAUCGUAAGUCGGUCAAUGCCAACUAUACCUACGCCAUCUGUAUGGCACUGUGCGGCCUGGUGACGGCUCUCGUACCACUGUUCAAAGAUUACACGAGCCUUUCCGUGUUGGCUGGUGGAUUUGGACUGUUUAUAGCAGCAAACUAUUCGCUGACCAGUAUUAUUCUGGUGGAACUCAUCACGCUGGAACGUUUCACCAACGCGUACGGGUUGCUGCUGCUGGUGCAGGGUGUUGCCAAUCUCGUCGGUCCGCCACUGGCAGGCUGGAUAUCCGAUCUGACCAAUUCGUACGAUUUGGCAUUCUAUCUGGCCGGCUUUUUCAUAGUCAUCUCCGGUGCGCUGCUGCUAGUGCUGCCCACAAUACUGAAGGUGCGCAAGAUCGUGGACAAACGGCGGCGCAGCUCGGCCCUUGCCAAUGGCGAUAGCAUCAAGCUCAACAAGAAGGUAUCGUCGGCAAGCUAUCAGCAGCAAAACAAUAAUGUCGCCACGAAACCCGUCAUACUCGAUCUGAAAACCACGUUCGUGAGCAAUGGCAAGCGCAUCGUGACGGGAGUUGACGCCAAGAAUGGUUCCACCCCGAACGGGGUGAGCACGGGCGGCGGGCACGUGUUUGGGCUCAACGGCUACAAGCUGCCGAUCGAAGAGGGGGCCACGGUUUAAAGGCGUUGGCGGAUGGAUGGUACACUGUGCCCGGCUGUAAUCCCGUUGUAAUCGGUUUCUUCCAUAACAUUGUGAACGUAUGAGGGCUCGCAGAAAGCGUUGCUGCGUCGCGUUGGGCGUAGAGGAUGCGCACCAAUUUGGUGUGGACCGUGGACAAUUGGUAAAACGUUUAGAACCAUCGUAACCGUAAUAUUUGGAAACACACACAUAUACUUGAGUAGGAGGUUUUUUUGGGUCUCUUUAUUAUCUGUUUCUGUUUUCUACCUUGUCGGUAGGAUAAAUUUUGAAUGUACUAUUUGCGUUUCGUUCUUGUUAUUCGCUCGCGACACAGCCCCGCCCUUACAUAGCCACCCGCACGAUUGGUGGAUAAAUAUAUACCUCAGACUUUAUUCAUUUACUGUAAUAUCAAGCAAGUAAAACCUAUUAAACUCAAAACCAAAAAUAAGAA